Ceraceosorus bombacis is the source of this 3753-nucleotide messenger RNA. NCBI's taxonomy places the organism in Eukaryota, Fungi, Basidiomycota, Exobasidiomycetes, Ceraceosorales, Ceraceosoraceae. The record is from the annotation of a GenBank genome assembly.
AUGUCACAACGAUCUAGCCAAGGUCCUUUUACGCAAGGCCCGCCAGAGGUGAUCAUGAUCGACGAUUCGGAUGACGAAGAGCUUCCACCAGUAUCUAGCAUCGUUAGCACCUCGCGCAAUACCUUGAGUGGUCAGACGAAGCAAGAAGCAGUUUUGAUCACUUCCGAAGAAUCUGAUUCUGCGCAAGCCGAAGAGAUCUCUGGCAGCGUGGAAGCGUUCCCGCAAGAAGCGCCAGCUGCGGGGCAGCCACAAGCAACGCUGCACGCCCAAAGACAGAUCGUCACAAAUGCUGCCAACGCAGGCGAAGAUGUGGAAAUGGAAGACGCUGCGCAAGGUCCCUCAUCCCGCUUGGCCACACCACCACCUCCACAAGCGAUCGACUCCGCACCUGGAGAGCAGGUGGAAAGUGCAGCGGAGCCUCGCAGCGUUGCGAUAUCCACCGCACUCGCAGGUCCUGGUAUCAGGCUAGCAGAUGUGCUCAAGAGCCCUGCACUGCCAGAGCGUAGUCUUUCCUCGGUCUCGCCCGGCCGAUCGCAGACCCACUCUCACGCUGGCCCCUCAGUGCUCAUGGAUGGCAGUCGGCCACGCGCCAUGGGGAGCGUCCAAGGAGAGGUACCCUAUGAAGAGGCGCUGCAGGCUGCGGCUCGCGCUACUGCGGCUCAGCGGACAGCAGACCCAGCCCAAUCGGUGCGGCCUGUCGCAAACACUGUCAUCUCGAGCACAGUGCAGAGAUUCGAUCGCGACUCGACAUCAGAGGCCUCUGCCUCGCCAGUCAGAGCACUAGCAGAGCCGGCCACCACUUCAGCAUCAAGCGAGAUUGCCGACGCGAAGGGGCCCGCUGAUCCGUCUGAGGCGAAGGCUUCAGAUGCCCAUGUAAUCACUUCAGAACCCCAGAGAACGCCAGCAUGGCAUCCCCAGGGAGUUCUCUACCCUGAAAGUAGAAGCAUUUCGACUCCUCAGGAGCUGAUCGACCUCGUUGCUGAUCCAGAUCCUUCUCUAGACCUUACCGCAGUGGCGGAACUUGCACGAGGUCUUCCAGCCGGGCCAGGUGGGGUAGGCAUGUCGGCCUCCAUAGAUCUCGCAGAAAGCGGCGAAUUGCUGUUACGGACAUUGCAGGCUUCGAAUCUUCAGCUGGCUGCUGCUCAAGUCUUGCAGUACGCCCCUUCCGUACAACCAAGACAUGGACUUCCCGCUCAUGCUGAUGUGCUGAGAACAGGACUGGUCUACUCUCCUGCCAUGAUGCUGCACUGCCCGCCGCAAAACAUGGACGAGGAUCCAGAAGUGUACGAUCGGCAUCCUGAACAACCCAAACGAAUCUCUGAAAUUUAUCAGAAAUUGGUUGCGCAUGGUUGUGCAAUGAGAAUGAAGAAGAUCAAUAUUCGCGAGGUCAAGAAAGAGGAGACCAUGCUAGUACACGAGGAAGGCGUUUGGGAUGGCGUCGAAAUUACUGCAUGUGAGUGAGAGCAGUGGCUAGCACGCAUGAUGUUGAGAACGGCAGACUGACCUCAUGGCUCUCUCGCGUCUUUGUGUCAGUCCAUACUCUGGAUGUGCUGGGCCUGAUCUCGCAGCAACUUGAGGCGUCUUCAUCCCUAUACAUCAACCAGCACAGCGCCAAGUGUGCACGGCUAAGUGCUGGGGGCGUAAUUGAGAUGGUCGAUGCUGUGGUCUCGGGUACCAUCAGGAAUGGCUUUGCAAUCGUCAGGCCUCCGGGCCAUCAUGCAGAGCCCUCGAAGAGCAUGGGCUUCUGUUUCUACAAUAACGUGGCUAUUGCGACAAAGUGGGUCAUGGAGAAGUAUAGGAAUGCGCCCAAGCCCGUGAAAAGGGUUCUCAUCCUGGAUUGGUGAGUGCAGCAUCGUGAGCUAAAGCGGAGAACCGCGAUUUUGUGCUGAGGAAAUGUGGCGCAACGUCCACCAGGGACGUGCAUCACGGAAACGGUACACAAGACGCCUUCUGGUCAGAUCCCAACGUGCUCUACAUAUCCGUACAUCGACACGAAGACGGCAAAUUCUUCCCUGGAGGAGAAGAUGGCGGCAUGGACAAGGUGGGAGGGGGCGCGGGCUGCGGCUUCAACGUCAACAUCCCUUGGCCAGCCGCGGGCAUGGGUGAUGGAGAGUACAUUGCGGCAUUUCAACACAUCGUCAUGCCCAUCGCGUAUGAGUUCAACCCGGACCUUGUCAUCAUCAGUGCAGGCUUCGACGCCGCUUAUGGGGACCCGCUUGGAGAAUGUUUAGUCCUGCCUGCCGCCUAUGCCCACAUGACGUACAUGCUCAGUGGACUGGCCGAAGGGAGGUGUGUGGCUGCGCUCGAAGGCGGAUACAAUCUGGAGGCUAUCGCCAACUCUGCUCUGAAGGUGACCGAGACGCUGCUCGGCGAUCCGGCUCCAAUGCCGGCUAAUCUCACUUGCAACGCGCUUGCCUCGGCGACCAUCAGACAGGUAAAGAGGGCCCAAUCGAGGUAUUGGAAGAGCAUCCAUUGGGACGACAACGAUCCUGCAGCCUACGACGAUGCUGGCUUGCCAGCCUACUCUCUCUCUGAUGUCUUGCGAUCGCAUCGAGAGGCGGAGCUGCUCAGUACGUUGCCUCUUGCCCUCAUUCCGAUGGGUGCCUUGGAGGCACCCAUCGUGGACGAGACAGGAGUAGUGAGAGGCAAAGCUCGCAACGUCAUGACUCUUCCGCAGAGUAAGGAGGAUGAUGAUGAAAGGCAGUAUGAUUAUCGAGGGAGUGUAAUAUGCAGUGCCGAUCUACUUGACCGUACGCCGCCGCGCAAGGUGAGUUGCAGCGAUUGCAACAAAGUUGUUCACGAACUUGACAAGGAGACACCCCGGGAUGCCUAGACGAUCUUGCUUUUCGCUCAUAGCCUUGGCGAUGUGCGUAUCGAGCGCCCGGGACUCGACAUUUACGCUGAAAAGGAAGCAGCGCACCUUGUCGAUGCCAGCCGCAGCAUCUUGGAGUGGGCUCUGGCACGAGACAUUGGCAUUCUGGAUGUCAGUGUGCCUUCUCUAUCAGCAUCGAACGAGCAUGCUGUGGACGUAGUCGCAUCUGGAGAGGCUCUAUCCCGCCUUCAGAAGGUGCAAUCGGCCGCCGACAAGUUGCUGCUGUACAUCUGGGACAAUUACCUCUCGCUUGUGCUGGGAGCCAAGACCGACGUCAUCUUGAUCGGGCAUGGCUCCGCAUGCGAAGCCAUCAUGACUCUCUUAAAGAAUCGCGAACCGACCCAAUUCACCAAUCAAGUCAAAGCAGUCGUACAUGUCCUCGCGCACAGCACCAUACCGGUUCUGCCAAAGGAUAGGCCCGAGCUGAGAGCGUGGUACGGCCGGGUCUCUAGAGUGUUCCUGCCCCACGAUCACGCACUCUUUGCGGUUGGGGCGCAAGAGCGUUUCGGGCGAAGGCUUGGUAACAUCGAACGUGCUCGUGAGUCUGAAACGCGUGCCUUGCUGCUCUCACUUCAAUGAGCGUCGGCUGAUGAGUCGUGGGUUCACAUUGCCCCAUCGAAGCUGCUGCGGCCCCUGGUACGAGGGAGCGUCCGAUUGACCUGCUCCAUCGCGCAGCUCCAGACAUUCUGCAAUUCAUCGAAAACCAACUUGCGGCCCCUAUCCUCAACGGCUCUGCAGGGCUGCAACCAAAGAAGACAUCCAGCGCUGCACCUCUCGCAUCGCCGCGAGAUUCUUUGCACCCUGGUGGUAUGCCCAACGGCUCGGCUCCGAUGGUUCCUGAUUCAGACGACGUGGUGUUCGUGAGCUCAGCACAGUCAUAA